Brassica oleracea var. oleracea is the source of this 1692-nucleotide messenger RNA. RefSeq names its product U-box domain-containing protein 29. The record is from RefSeq and is a predicted model, not a curated record. NCBI's taxonomy places the organism in Eukaryota, Viridiplantae, Streptophyta, Magnoliopsida, Brassicales, Brassicaceae. Gene Ontology annotation, molecular function: ubiquitin protein ligase activity. Gene Ontology annotation, biological process: protein ubiquitination. The transcript has a single exon. The coding region runs from base 300 to 1571 and encodes 423 amino acids.
UAUAUCUGACCUCUCAACUGUACAACUAAUAUUUUUUUGUGUUAAUUCAUGAAACUACAUCUUGGGAAUAUAUAGGACCGAAUGUUUUUUCGUAUGUGUAAAGAUAAAGAAUAUAUCAAGAAAAACUAUAUAGUAUGUUAUAGGUUAAAAACGGUGACGCAAGCGUGCGUUUGACUCUGUCUUUAAAACCACCACCACUCACUUCCUUCCCCCACCUUUCACUUAACACAACAAUAGCAUCAUCAUCUCUAACUUUAUUUUCCCGCAUUUUCUCGUCUGAUUCUUUUUUUAUCGAAACGAUGGGGAGAGAUGAAACCGAGACGUACAUUACGGUGCCUACCUUCUUCAAGUGUCCGAUAUCUCUCGACGUGAUGAGAUCUCCCGUUAGUCUCUGCACCGGCGUCACCUACGAUCGUCCAAGUAUCCAGCGGUGGCUCGACGGAGGCAACAACACUUGUCCCGCCACUAUGCAGAUUCUCAAAUCAAAGGAUUUCGUUCCUAACCUCACUCUCCAACGGCUUAUCAAAGCCUGGUCCGACUCAGUCGGUAGUUCCGCCGCUGCCUCCCCGGAUCCGGCGUCUGCUCGAGGAAUCCCGACGAAGGAAGAAGUGAAUGAGUCGUUAAUGAGACUGAGUCAAGAGAAGGACGACGAGAUUCGUCUUGAGAUUCUAUCGAGAAUCGUUCGGUUCGUUAAGGAUUCAGAAGCGAGCAGAGAGUUUCUCUCCGGGAGAGAGGAUCUCGUACCAAUGCUCGUCGAUAUCGUCUCCGCCGUGACGACGGCGAAGAUCAAGCUAGCUUUUAUAGCGAUUAAGAUUUUGGAUACUAUAAUCAAGAAAGGUAACGAGGGAGAUCGAGAACGGUUAUCGAAACUGAUGUUGUUGACCAACGGUGGCGAUUGCUUGACGGCGAUUCUCCUCGCGAUUCAGCGCGGGGAUCUAGAAUCGAAGAUCGAAGCCGUUAGUGUUUUGGAGGUUAUCUCAUCAUACGACGCGAAAUCGAAGAUGAUGAUCGCAGAGCGCGAGGGGAUUCUAACGGAGCUAAUCAAAUCAAUCAGCACAGAGUCGGAUCCUAAUUUGAUGGAAACGAGUUUAUCAUUCAUGAUAACAAUCUCGAAAUCGAAACGAGUGAGAUCGAAACUAAUCGCCGCGAAAACGAUCACGAAGAUCAAAGACAUUCUCAUGACGGAGGAGACGAUAAGCGUCGCGGUGACGGAGAAGUCUCUGAAGCUGUUGGAGAUACUAUCGUCAAAGCGAGAAGGUAGAUCGGAGAUUUUCGGCGGUGGAUGCGUGGAGGGAGUGGUGAAGAAACUGUUGAAAGUAUCGACGACGGCGACGGAGCACGCCGUGACGAUUUUGUGGUGUCUGUGCCACGUGUUUAAGGAAGAUAAGACGGUGAAGGAGACGGUGGAGAGAAGUAACGGCGUGACGAAGCUGUUAGUGGUGAUUCAGAGCAACUGCUCGCCGAUGGUGAGACAAAUGGCGAAAGAUCUGAUAAAGGUUUUGAAGGUUAAGUCAUCUGCUUCCGCUUUGGCUGCUUACGAGACCAAGACCACACAUAUUAUGCCAUUUUGAUUUUUGGUAUAAUAAAUCUUUUUAGUGGAGUAUAUGUUACAAUCAACUGUUUUGAAUGUAGAUUUCGUGUAAAUCAUUUUUGCUAGUGUUAUCAAUUUUACUAAUAUUCAAUUUUUACUCU